GGUUUAUAAGGUGCUGGAGGAUGUCCUGGCUCCAUCCCUGUCUGUACCUGCGUGGGUCUGAGCAGCAUCGCUCUCCUCCAGCCCAGGGAGCCUGGCUGAAAGCACACCGGGUUACCUCCGUCGGCAUCGCUGCUCUCUGAGAGCACGGGCAGAGGAGCACAGUGCUUGACGCCGGCUCGGCGGAGCACCGGGGUGCCCAAACCCCCUCCCCGCGUCCCCUGGGCAGCCGGCGAUGACUGACGCGGUGGUGGGCGGCAGCUCUGACCGGUGGAUGUGCCCCAGCGACAGGACCAUGUCUCUCCGGGCCAGCAGCGAGAAAGAGCAGCUCCCCGCCGGCUGGGCAGCGCGGGGCGGCCAGCCCGACCGGCCGCGCAAGAGCGAGGAGCUGACGGACGAGGAGAAGGAAAUCAUCAACCGAGUCAUCGCCCGGGCCGAGAAGAUGGAGGAGAUGGAGCAGGAGCGCAUCGGGCGCCUGAUGAGCCGGCUGGAGGACAUGCGCCGGAGCGUGCUGGGCGACGGGGUGAACCGCUGCAUCCUCUGCGGGGAGCAGCUGGGGCCGCGCGGCUCCGCCUGCGUCGUCUGCGAGGACUGCAAGAAGAACGUCUGCACCAAGUGCGGGGUGGAGACCACCAACAGCCGGCCCCACGCCAUCUGGCUCUGCAAGAUCUGCAGCGAGCAGCGGGAGGUGUGGAAGCGCUCCGGCGCCUGGUUCUUCAAGGGUUUGCCCAAGCAAGUGCUGCCCCAACCGAUGCCCGUCAGCAAGAAUAAGGGACCCCAACCUCCGAGCGAGCCCGGCCCGUCGGAGCUGCCCACCCAGGACCAGAAACUCCCCUCCCGUGCGCCCACCCGAGGCGUGAAGAGGACCAACUCCCUGCAAGCUCCACGGCCACCCCCACCAGCCGCUGCCGGCCCCAGUCCUGGUCCCAGUCCAGCAGCACCCCCAGUGCCACCAGCAGCGGGGAGACCGGGUCCUGGGGCAGCCGGCCGGUUCCCGGAAAGACAAGCGAGCCCACCGCUGGGACCCCCAGAGCUGGCCCGUGCUGCUGCCAGGGAGGAGCGAGGAGGGGGCUACACCGUGCCCCCCGCCAGAGAGGAGAGGCCAGCCCGGCAGCCCCCCCAGGAGGAAGAGGAGGAGGACGUCAACAGCUACGACUCUGAUGAAGGCACUACUCUGGGAGCGCUGGAGUUCAGCCUGCUCUACGACCAGGAGAACAGCUCCUUGCACUGCACCCUCAUCAAGGCCAAAGGCUUAAAACCAAUGGAUUCAAACGGCCUGGCAGAUCCCUACGUCAAACUGCACCUCUUGCCUGGAGCCAGCAAGUCGAAUAAACUGAGGACGAAGACGCUGCGCAACACCCGUAACCCUGUGUGGAACGAGACCCUGGUGUACCACGGCAUCACAGACGAGGACAUGCAAAGGAAAACCCUCAGGAUCUCCGUGUGUGAUGAAGACAAAUUUGGCCACAAUGAGUUUAUUGGAGAAACUAGAGUUUCCUUGAAAAAACUCAAAGCCAAUCAGAAAAAGAACUUCAACAUCUGCUUGGAGAGAGUAAUACCAAUGAAGCGUGCGGGAACGACCGGCUCAUCCCGUGGGAUGGCACUGUACGAAGAGGAGGUAGAUCGUGGUGGGGACAUAGAGGAGCGUGGGAAGAUCCUCGUGUCCCUCAUGUACAGCACCCAGCAGGGCGGCCUGAUCGUCGGCAUCGUACGCUGCGUGCAUUUAGCAGCCAUGGACGCCAACGGAUACUCGGACCCUUUCGUUAAACUUUGGCUGAAACCUGACAUGGGAAAAAAGGCCAAGCACAAGACACAGAUUAAGAAGAAAACAUUGAAUCCUGAGUUUAAUGAGGAGUUCUUCUAUGAUAUAAAACACAGCGAUCUGGCCAAGAAGUCACUGGACAUUUCUGUCUGGGAUUACGACAUCGGAAAAUCGAACGAUUACAUCGGUGGCUGUCAGCUUGGCAUUACGGCUAAGGGGGAGCGCUUGAAACACUGGUAUGAAUGUUUGAAGAACAAGGACAAGAAAAUUGAACGCUGGCACACCCUCCAGAACGAGAACCACGUCGCCAGUGAUUAAAGGGAGUCGCUGCCCGAACCUCCCCGAACAGCCCGUCCUCUGCCAAGCCCCUGUAGAUCUCUGAUGUCCGUCUUCCAGUGCAGUCAUGCCUUGCUACACGCCCUCUGGUCCCAGGGCAUCCAAGCAUCCUCUGUGUCCUCCCACCCGAAAACUAACCCAGAUCUUUUAUAUUCUCUUCUUCCUUUUUUUUUUUUUUUUUCCCCCUUUUUUUGGGGGUGGGGUGUCACUGAAUUAUCCUGGUGUGUAAUUUUGUCAAGCAAUAGUUACCCUCUGACUGUUCCUCUUUCUCACUAGUCUCACGCACGCCGUGAUAGCGUUCCUGUUGUGUGUGUGAUGCUCUGUGUUCCUCCAGCCUCCGCUCGCGUGGCUCGUCCCGUCCCCACCAGCUCGUGGCUCCUUUCUCUCCUAGCGGGACCUGCGGCCCCCGACCCGGCCGUGUUCUCGCCCGGCGUAGUGGGGUUGAGCGCCGGUGUCAGAGCAUCGACCCGUUCUGCUUGUGUGAUAUCGAUACCUCAGUUGCAAUAAUGAAAAAGCUGUUUGGCUUUGGUGUGGGUCGUAACCGUAGCCUGGUAUCUGUGUUGUUGUGAUUAGGCUAAAGCCUGUGUCACUGAUGUAAUCCCGCGAGUCCUGCUUGAGCUUUAGUUCUGAUUUGGUACACUUGAGCAAUAUUGUGGUACAUCCUUUGCUGAGAAGAUCCACCAGUAACCCAAUGGCGAUAAGAUAAUGGGGAGCCACUGUGUGCUCGCAGGGAAACAGAGGUUUGGGUUGGUUCGUGUUUGUUUCCAGCUGCCACGCGCGGUUCCUUUUGCCCCCGAAACUCAGACGCUCCGUUGCUGUAGGAGCCCACCCGUGUUUCGAGCUCGUGACUACCUCCUCUUCACGUCCUAGCUGCGCAGUAGUGACUGUCUGAACCCUGAGGGCAGGCCCUGGGCCCUCCUCCGACUGCCCUUUCCGUUGCCCACCCUUUUGCACCACACGCAGAAGGGGAGCUGGGGGAGAAGAUACUUCCCACCAACUAGCUGAUGUGUGCAAGGAUUAUUGCUUUAAAAUACCACAAAUACUGAAAUUAGCUGGAACAGUUAGAGGUCUUCCAAACUUUGGGUUUGUGGUUUGUUUGUUGGGUUUUUUUUGGGGCUUUGGGUUGUUUGGUUGGUUGUUUUUUUGUUGUUUUUUUUUUUCAAAUCUGCACACAAGAACCAUCGUCUUCAACCUGCUCUUUAAUGAUCACCUGGAGGUGUUUGAUUUGCUCUCGAUGGCGGGAGAGUCGAGGGGCUCUCAGACUGAUGCCGAUCGGGUUUGGUAUCACUUGCUGUCUCUGGACGACCUCAAGCCUAGCACCAUCGUUAGUAGCACAAUAAGCACUGCUGGAAUAUCUUGUGGGUCUGCUACACACUGCGCAUGUUGUAUGAAACCUGAACCCAGCCCCUUCAGGUCACGCUGUCGUCCCAUGACUUCCCCUGCAACCGCUGCUCUGGUCCUCUGCCGUGCUGCUGCGUGGCGCGUUCUCAAUUCCGCUGUACCACAGAGCUCUUUCGUUUGAAUUGGAUGAGUUAUUUUCUUCUUCUAGAUUAUUUUUAAUUUUUUUUUUCCCCACCCUCCCCCGGCAGACUUUGCUCUGAGCAUCUCUGCAGGGCUGCGCUUCCCGCAGCAGGCGAGGGCUGGGUGCUGAGCGCCGUCGCUGCGUGGUGCUCACCCCUCUGUGUGCCGAGCGAUGCUGCUGCUGCAGAGCAGCCUUGCCCCGGCCCCCCCUGCCAGGCUUGCACGUCCAAGGCCGUCUGCUUCCCCCCCCUCCCAGCCCUGCCUGGGUGCUGCCAGCUCCUUGGAGCCAGCUUUCCACCUGGAGAUGCGCUCGGACCACGGAUGGGGGAAACCAACCCAACCAGCGUUGGGCAUCUGCUGCUCCCUUCAGCCUGAGCUGGGGCAGCUCUUGGGCUGGCUGCUGAGCUGAGAGCUGCCUGGGGCAGAGUAUAAUGGGGCAAGACACUCCAAAAAUGGUUUUCCCCUCCCUUUCAGGCAUUUAUUGACUCUGCAGCAGUAAGGGCAACAUCCCGGCAAGCCCAAGCCAUGCUCCCCUCACCUGGCUCUGCAGAGGAUCCAGACUCAAAUGACCUGGAUCCUUCGGAUUGUUUCCUUCCGUGUCUCCUGCAGCCAUGCCUGGAACCUCACCCUGCUGGGCUGAGGUGUUUUGGGUGUAGGAUGCUGCCAUCAUCCCUUCCAGAGUGAGGGACCUGCCCCAAACCUUUGCACAGCCCUUACCUAUAUCUCGGAGCGGCAGCUGGGCACGGCGUGUUUCUGUGCUGUGCUGUGCUGGGGGAAUGUGGCACUGGGAUGAAACUACCUUUUUAAAAAAAAUAAAUCUGAGCAAUUCCUUAAUUUAUUCCAGACCUGCAGCAGCCCAGCCUCCUUUGUGUGUGCAGAACAAUUAAAUUAAGGUUGCCUUUAGCCAUGUCCUGUAUUGACAUUCUCUGCUCCGCCUGCUUUCCUUUCAGAUGAAUGAUACUCAAAUCAUGCCUUUGCACCCAUAAAAAUAAAGUGCAACUUGCCAAUCCCCCUCGCGGUAUUGUGCAAACCACAGUCCUCGUCUCUGCCGCCCUCUUCUCAGUUUUUCUGAUGGUAAUUUCUGCCCUGAAUGACUUGUUUUCGUUGUAAAUAAAGCAUGCACAUAUGGAUUGGGAAUGGUGCAAGAAAAAAAAAAAAAAAAAAAGAAGAAAAAAUGCCUCUUCUACUGCUGUUU
Molecule: messenger RNA, 4811 nt
Organism: Athene cunicularia (burrowing owl)
Lineage: Eukaryota; Metazoa; Chordata; Aves; Strigiformes; Strigidae
Gene: RPH3A
Product: rabphilin 3A
Exons: 19
Coding region: 233-2077 (614 amino acids)
Biological process (GO): intracellular protein transport
Cellular component (GO): membrane
Molecular function (GO): small GTPase binding
Source: RefSeq, a predicted model, not a curated record